AUGUGCACCGAACUCCCCUCCAAGCUGCAACACUCUCCUCCUACUCGUCUUUGCGACUUGAUCACGCAUCCUCUUGAUGCGUUUGCCAACGUCAUCCGUCAACUCGUUAAUUACUUCAAGUCAAAACCGAACAAAACUCCUGUGGCUGAAGUAUCGGAUCAGCCAUCGGGUUGUCACUCCACCUUUAGCGGGAACGAGGAUGUUACCGUCACCACAUAUGCGCUGCCAUCCGGCCAGGCUGCGACAUGUCUCACCCUAGACUGCACUCCACAAAGUGCCCUGACCAGAUAUAUCAAGGCUUUGGGCUUGAUCAUCUGUCAAGAUUUCAUUUUGAGACUUCUCGCCAUCACCGUUCUUCUCCGCAAACUCCCUUUCUUCCAUCCCCUCCUCGUCUUCCUACCGAGGCUGUGCGAUUUUGCUCACGGCCAUUUCAGGACUUGCCCUCAGACUGGACAGUCUUCAACCCCCUCAUCGCGUUCACACCGCGGCGGCGGCGAAAAGCGGCAAGACAAGAAGGGCAAGCAACGCCAAAGGGGAGAUGGCAACGGAGACGACCCUAGCGAGGAAGGAAACGACGGCAGUAAGAAGCCAGACGGCCUUCGAUUCCCACAAUUUGACCCCGAGGUCAAGCUGUUUGACUGCCCUUUCCACAACACAUUGAGCGACAGCACGUUCUAG
This is a messenger RNA of Fusarium vanettenii 77-13-4, 678 nucleotides long. RefSeq lists its product as uncharacterized. Lineage: Eukaryota; Fungi; Ascomycota; Sordariomycetes; Hypocreales; Nectriaceae. The transcript is spliced from 2 exons. The coding region runs from base 1 to 678 and encodes 225 amino acids. The record is from RefSeq and is a predicted model, not a curated record.